AUGGUGAAUCAACUGGUUAGAAUAUAUGGUGAUUCAGCAUCACCAAGCUUUACUAAAUCUGAGGACGGAGUGAAAAAGGAAACAGUAUUCUAUGGUGGUGUUUCCGGACAGGUGCGAGAGGAAAAUGACAGGUCAUCGCGAGACAGCCUUACCAGAGAAGGGGAUAUAAUCCAAGGAGACGAUUACCAUACAGAGCAUCAAGGGGAAAUCGGGAUGACAAUGGUAUGCAACGCAAAGAUUACGGCGAAACUUCAAGCAGGCAAAGUCAAAGAAAGCUAAACCUUGUUGAUCAUUAUGGAAAUAUUCCGAGAUGCAACAUUUGUGAAAGCAAAUUCCACUGGGCACGAAAUUGUCCUGAUGCAAAUGAAAAUCAAGGUUUAGAUCCUGACAAGAAAACUCAAACUCCAAACUUAUUUCAAUCGCCUAAUCAUGAUGUACAUGAGAUGAAGGUAUUUGUAGGAGAAAUUUUAGUUGUGCAGUUCUUGAUUCUGUGCGACAGCGCACACAAACAGUGUGUGGUAGAAAGUGGCUGGAUUGUUACACGGUCAGUCUGAUUGAUGAAGAUAUUAUCAAGGAAAAACCAUCCACCGCUGCAUUUAGGUCUGAAAAGAAAGUAAUAAUACCAGCAGUCAUUGGAUCUAACUUCUAA
Paramuricea clavata is the source of this 649-nucleotide messenger RNA. The record is from the annotation of a GenBank genome assembly. Lineage: Eukaryota; Metazoa; Cnidaria; Anthozoa; Malacalcyonacea; Plexauridae.